Sorex araneus (European shrew) is the source of this 7544-nucleotide messenger RNA. RefSeq names its product sodium voltage-gated channel alpha subunit 7 (gene SCN7A). The transcript is spliced from 25 exons. Bases 340 to 5391 code for a protein of 1683 amino acids. Gene Ontology annotation, cellular component: plasma membrane; voltage-gated sodium channel complex; axon. The record is from RefSeq and is a predicted model, not a curated record. Gene Ontology annotation, biological process: sodium ion transmembrane transport; neuronal action potential; membrane depolarization during action potential. Lineage: Eukaryota; Metazoa; Chordata; Mammalia; Eulipotyphla; Soricidae. Gene Ontology annotation, molecular function: voltage-gated sodium channel activity.
GUGGCGCAGCUGGGAGCGGGGAGGGGGCUGGGAAGCACACAAAAACAGCUUGCUAGAGGCGGGCGCGGCUCCACUACGCAUCUGGCAGGAAGGGUCUUCGGGUCAGUGGCUGGGCAGCUGCCCAGGGCCACGGUUUCUAGAGGGCAGUACGGUGGGGCGCGUUUUCUGCGGAGCCGUCCUGGUCUGGGUGGGAUCAGCUGGUGAAGGCAUACACCAGCCUAGCAACACCUCCUAAGCAACCAGAGAGAUCAGCAAAGAAAGAGAAGCCCAGGAAGAGAAAAGGUCUCUAAGGAGCCCUGUUUCUCCGACUUCUUUCAGGUGCUGGUGGAGACCCUUCCCAUGGUGGCAAGUAAAAAUUUAGAAAUGGCUUCUCCAGAACCCACGGCUCUUGUGCCCUUUACUAGAGAGUCUCUUGAACAGAUUAAACAGCAUAUUGCUAAAAAACGUGGUGAGGAACACAAAGAAAAUUUAAAGCCAAAUGUCGACUUGGAAGUUGGAAAAAUGCUUCCAUUUGUUUAUGGAACUCUUCCUCAAGAAAUUAUAUCAGAGCCCUUGGAAGAUGUAGAUCCAUACUACAAGAAUAAAAAGAUUUUCAUGAUUUUAAAUAAAAAGAGAACAAUCUUCAGAUUCAAUGCCACCUGGUGCACAUUGUCUCCUUUCAGUUCACUUAGAAAAACAGCUAUUAAGAUUUUGGUACAUCCAUUAUUUCGACUAUUCAUUUUAAUUAGCGUCCUCAUUGACUGUACAUUUAUGACCAUGACUACAUUGCCAAACUGGGGAUCAACAUUACAGACUACUUUGCUUGGAAUUUACACAUUUGAAAUAAUUAUAAAACUCUCUGCAAGAGGCAUGGGGGUAGGAUCUUUCUAUUUCUUUGGUGAUCCAUGGAACUGGCUUGAUUUCAUCAUAACUUUCAUUGAACUAGCAAUAUAUUCAUUUCAAGAAUUCUUUACAAUGUUUAUAAUUGUGAGAAAUUUGAGAAUUUUGAAAAUCAUUCCUUUAAACCAAGGUAUUAAGUCUUUUGUAAAGAUCCUGAUCAAAUGUGUGAGGAAACUUAGUGGUGUUAUUAUCUUAAAUCUGCUCUUUCUGCAAGUAUUUUCUAUAAUUGGGAUGGAAUUCUUCAUGGGUAAACUUACACAUAAAUGUUUUCGGUGGCCUAAAGAAAAUGAAACUGAAAGUCUGCACAAUAAAACUGGAAACCCAUUUUAUAUUCGAGAAACAAACAAUUUUUAUUACAUGGAGGGAGAAACGUCUGCUCUUCUUUGUGGUAACAGGUCAGAUGCAAGUCAGUGUCCUGAGGGAUAUGUGUGUGUCAGUGCUGGCAUGAAUCCUGACUUCGGAUAUACAAAUUUUGACAAUUUUGGGUGGGCCCUCCUUGCCCUAUUUCGUUUAAUGACACAAGAUUUCCCUGAAUCACUUUAUCAUCAGAUCCUUUAUGCUACUGGAAAGAUCUACAUGGUAUUUUUCAUCGUGGUAAGUUUUUGGUUUGCCUUUUAUUUGGCAAGUUUGUACUUAGGCAAAAUUGUUAAGGCCUAUGAAGAGGAAAAGCAGACAACUGCUGAAAAAGUGAAGACGUCUGGAACACUUCAUCAGACCAUGAAAGAUUGUCAAGAAGAAAAUGAAGCCUCUGAGACCAAGACCACGCAAAUAGAAAUGAAGAAAAGAUCACCAACUUCCAUGGCCACCUCUUUGGAUAUGAGUAGCAUGGAUGAUACUACUCUUCAACAUGAAAAGGAACUUAAAAAAUCCAGAAAAAGGUUGCCAUUGUGCUGGUAUAAAUUUGCCAAAACUUUCUUGAUCUGGGACUGUUCUCCUUGUUGGUUAAAAUUAAAAGAGUUUACCCAUAAGAUUAUAAUGAACCCAUUUACUGAUCUUUUCCUUGUCAUAUGUAUAAUUCUAAACAUAUAUUUUUUGGCCUUGGAACAUUAUCCAAUGAGUGGAGAAACCACCAGUCUACUCAGCAUUGGAAACCUGGUUUUUCUUGGUGUUUUCACAGCAGAAAUGGUUUUUAAAAUCAUUGCCAUGCAUCCAUAUGGGUAUUUCAAAGUUCACUGGAACAUUUUUGAUAGCCUUGUUGUGUUCCAUGGUUUAACAGAACUUUAUCUAGUAAAUAUUUAUGAUUUGACUUAUUUUCGAACAUUCAGGCUGUUACGAAUUUUCAAGGUGGGGAAAUAUUGGCCAACAUUUCAGAUCUUGAUGUGGACUCUUAAUAACUCAUUGGUGGCCUUGAAAGACUUGGUUCUCCUAUUACUUAUGUUCAUGUUCUUUUCUGCUGUGAUUGGCCUGAAGUUCUUUGGUUCUAGUUAUGAAAGUUAUAUCUGCAACAUAGAUGAAGACUGUCAACUCCCACGCUGGCACAUGAAUGACUUUUUCCACUCCUACCUGAAUGUAUUCCGAAUUGUUUGUGGAGAGUGGAUAGAGACUUUAUGGGAUUGCUUUAAGGUUGCAAACAUACCUUUUUGCCUUUCUUUUUACAUGAUGGUAAUUUUAAUUGGAAACUUAUUGCUACUUUACCUGUUUAUGGCAUUGGUGUGCUCAUUUAGUUCAUACAAGGCUGCAACAACUGAAGUCAAUGAUGAAACAAAAAAUCUCCAAAUUGCAAUGGCAAAGAUUAAGAAAGGAAUAAACUCUGUGCUGUCCAAAAUAUUAUGCAAAAAUCAAAAUGCUUCAAAGAAGAAAAUGGACAAUGUAAAUGAGGUAUAUGUUAAAGAGAAUAUUUCUGACCAUACACUUUCUGAAUUGAGCAACACCCAAUCUUUCCUCAAAGAUAAGGAAAAAGGCAGUGAUGCAGAGAAAAACACAAUGACUGAAAAUGAGAGUCAAUCACUUAUCCCCAGCCCUAGCAUCUCAGAAUCUGUACCAAUUGCUUCAGGAGAAUCUGAUAUAGAAAAUCUGGACAAUAAGGAGGUUCAAAGCAAGUCGGGUGAUGGAAGCAGCAAAGAGAAGGUAAAACAAACCAGCUCAUCAGAGUGCAGUACAGUUGAUAUAAUUCUCUCUGAAGAAGAAGAAAUACUCAAUGAGCAUGAGUUAGCAAAGCGUCUUAAAAAAGGAUAUGGACAACAAUCUUCAUCAGAUCAAAUCAAUAAAAAAACCAAGAAAGGAAAAAUUUGGCAGAAUAUAAGGAAAACCUGUUGCAAGAUAGUAGAAAAUAGCUUUUUUAAGUGUUUCAUUGGCAUUAUCACUCUGGUUAGCACAGGUACUCUGGCUUUGGAAGAUAUAUACAUUGAUCAGAGAAAGACCAUUAAAAUCUUACUAGAAUAUGCUGACAUGAUCUUCACUUACAUCUUCAUUUUGGAAAUGCUUCUGAAGUGGAUGGCAUAUGGCUUUAAAGCCUAUUUCAAAAAUGCGUGGUACAGACUCGACUUCCUGGUUGUUGUUGUCUUUUGUCUUAGCUUAAUAGGCAAAACUCGGGAAGACCUAAAGCCACUUGCUUCCAUUAAAUUUCUUCGAGCACUAAGAGUCCUAUCUCAGUUUGAAAAAAUGAAGGUGGUUGUGAGAGCUUUGCUGAAGACAGCUUUACCUACUUUGAAUGUGUUUUUGGUUUGCCUAAUGACUUGGCUAACUUUUAGCAUCAUGGGUGUUCAGUUAUUUGCUGGCAAGUUCUAUAAAUGCAUUGACCCAAAAAGUGGGAAAAUAUAUCCUUCAUCCAAAGUCAUGAAUAAAAGUGAAUGUGAAAGCCUCACGUAUAAUGAGUCAAUGUCAUGGAAGAAUGCAAAACUGAACUUUGAUAAUGUUGGGAAUGGUUUUCUUUCACUGCUUCAAGUAGCAACAUUUAAUGGAUGGCUUGACAUUAUGAAUUCAGCAGUUGAUUCCAUUGGUGUAAAUAUGCAGCCUAUCUUUGAAGUCAACUUGUAUAUGUAUUGUUACUUUAUCAUCUUCAUUAUUAUUGGAUUAUUUUUCCCUCUGAGUAUGCUGACUGGUGCUAUUGUUGCUAAUUUCAAUAAGCUUAAAAUAAAGCAGGAAGACUCAAAUAUCUUCAUAACAGUAGGACAGAAGAAACAAUACCGUUCACUGAAGAAGCUGAUUCAUGAAGACCCCGAAAAACUAGUACCCCGCCCACGGAACAAAUUCCGAGGAUUGAUCUUUGACUUAGUAACAAGUCAAGCUUUUAAUAUCAUCAUUAUGAUUCUUAUCUUUGUCUAUGCAAUAGUACCUAUGAUACAAAGUUAUAAACAGAGUACAAAGAUGGACCUUGCUGUACUGUGGAUUAACUUGGUUUUUAUUGUGUUAUACACUGGGGAGUGUGUGCUGAAGCUCAUUGCUUUCCAAUGCUACUAUUUCACUAGUAGAUGGAACGUUUUUGACUUUAUGGUGGUCAUUCUCUCUAUUAUAGAUGUGUUCUUGGUAGAAUACAACUCUGAGACCUAUAUAAUUUUGGAACUGAUACUUUUAUCACGGAUCAUCCACUUCCUGCGUCCUUCUAAAGGUCCACGGGUUUUAAAUGAGCUUCUGCAUCCUUUGAUACUAUCCCUCCCUGCAUUGUUGAACAUCAGUCUUCUCAUCUUCCUGGUCAUGUUUGUUUAUGCAAUUUUUGGAAUGUACAAUUUUGCUUAUGUUAAAAAGGAGGCUGGAAUUAAUGAUGUGUCCAACUUCGAGACCUUUGGCAGUAGUAUGCUCUGCCUUUUCCAAGUUACAAUAUUUGCUGGCUGGGAUGGGAUGCUCAAUGCAAUAUUCAACAGUAAAUGGUCUGACUGUGACCCUGACAAAAUAAAUCCAGGGACUCAAGUUAGAGGAGAUUGUGUUAACCCCUUGAUUGGUAUUAUUUAUUUUGUCAGCUACAUUCUUAUAUCAUGGUUGAUCAUUGUAAACAUGUACAUUGUUUUCCUAAUGGAGUUUUUAAAUAUUGAUUCUAAAAAAAAUGGCAAGACAUUGAGUGAAAGCGAUUUUAGGAGAUUCUUUCAAGUAUGGAAGAGAUAUGAUCCUGAUAGGACCCAGUACAUAGACUCCAGCAAGCUUUCAGACUUUGCAGCUGCUCUUGAUCCUCCUCUUUUUAUGGCAAAACCAAACAAGGGCCAGCUGGUUGCCAUGGAUCUUCCCAUGGCUGCUGGGGAUAGAAUUCAUUGCCUUGAUAUCUUACUUGCUUUGACAAAGCGAGUCGUGGGUCAAGAUGGGAGGAUGGAAAAAGUUCUUUCAGAUAUAGAAUCAGAGUUUAUGUUAGCCCACCCUUUUAAGAUCACAUAUGAGCCAAUUACAACGACUCUGAAACGGAAACAAGAGGCGGUCUCAGCAACCAUCAUUCAGCGUGCUUAUAAAAGUUACCGUCUGAGACAAAAUGACAAGAAUACAUCAGAUAUUCACAUGAUAGAUGAUGACAGGAAAGUUCCAAAUACCAAAGAAGAUGCUUUUUUUGACAAAAUUGAAGAAAAUACAACUAUUCAAAGUCAGAUUUAGUCCCAUUAUCAUACCUUCCUAUGUUCAGAGCUCCCACAAAUGUUAAAUCUUUAAAUCAGUAAUAAAAGCAACAUUAAGAAAGUAAAGAUAUUUAGUAAAAUGCUAACAAGACAUGGAAGUUAGACUUAUUUAUGACUCGGUGUCAAAUUCAUUUUUUAUUUUUUUAUACUUAGUCUAACCAAGACAUAAUCCCACCAAGACAACUCCUUAAUCUCUGCAAUGAGUCAGAGUAAAAAUUGUUUAUAGAAAAUGCAAUUCUUGCGUUUUCGGGCUUAGGUAGUUUGCUUUUCUGGAGGAUGAGAAAGGUGGAAAUAUUACAAAGGGGGCUUCCAUAUAUUCAAGUUAUCGGUAAUAAAAGUUAGUUACAAAUAAACAAGCAUUUUCCUAAUGUGAUACUAUGUUUAUAAAAAAAAAGUGUAAUGCUAUUAAGUCCUAACCUUGCUAAGAGAGAUGCCAACUGGCAAAGAAGAUGGGCAGUUAUUAAAAAGUAUCUGAGAUCAGUCACAGAGUCUCUUGGGCCAAUUCAAACCACGUCUGAAAAUACUAGAAUCUGUUUUGUUUUAUUUUCCUUGUUUAUAUCUUGGAACUAGUGCUGUUUAACUGUCUUGUGUUUCUGAUUUCACAACUCCUUGCCUUGUCUACACCUGUACAACAAUUCUUCAACAUAAAAAAAUUAAUGAAAAAUAAUUAUGCUCUACAUUUUACUCAUUCUUUUCUCAUUUACACAUUUUAUUUUAAAAAUAUUCAUUUACUACAAUUAUAUAAUGCAGAAUAUGUUAUAGAUUGAACUUUUAUCUAAUCAAAAAUUUGAUAUCGUUUAACCAUUUAGCCAAAUAUCUUAUUAAGUAUGUACGUUCAGGCAAAUGCAUGUCAUAGUAUGAUAUACAAGAGUCUACAGUUUAGUCUAAGGAUUUUCACAUUGACCUGAUUUCUGUUUGAGAAAUUGGCCAUUUAGUAUGUAUAUUCACUGUAUUCUAGGGCUCCACUGAGCAUCACCAGGAGUGACCCCUGAGCUCAGAGCCAGUAGAAAGCUUUAGCACUGCCACAUAGGGCCCCUAUGUCCACCCCAAAAGAAAAUUAUCACUUAAGGUUGAAGAGACCUGGGUUUGAUCUCUAUUAUCCCAUAUGGUCCCCCUGGGACCACCAGGAGUAAUUACUGAAUGCAGAAUCAGGAGUAACACCAGGCAUCACAGGUGUGGCAAAAAAAUAUAUUAAUUAAAAAAACCACUAAAACCGAGGGGCUGUGAAUUAGUUAAAAAUGUAAGCUUGUUCUUCUUGGUCUUUUAUAUCAUGAAUAUGUAUAAAUUACAUUUCAUUUUCUUGCUUAUCUUAUUAAGAGUUUAUUUGUUUUUAUCUCAUAUGCUUGCUUUGUAAUAUUUGCUAAUUUCAAGUUCUUAUAAAGUUUGAAAGUCCUAAAUAUUACUUUUCACUAUGGAAAUUGUUUUUAAAAGGUAGACCCAGUUUUUUUUUUUAAUUCUUUUAUAAAGUACAGUCACUUACCCAAGUAGCUUGAAAUUCUGGUGUUUAUUCAUCUGUAUAAUGAUUUAUUUUAAUGUGCCUACAAAACCCUAAAUUUUUCAGAAAAAAAAUUGUACACUGUUGGCUUUAAUGACAGCUUUAAAUAUGUUGUAUGGUAUUCAUUGUCACUUACAGUACUUGUAUUUUAUUAUGAAUGCAUGAUACUGAGCCUUAACUAUUAUAAUCUAACAAUUUCUGCUCUUCAGAAAUUUAUUUACUUGACCAAGAUGCCUUUGGGGAAUUCCCUAAGAAAAUUUUAAUUCCAAAUUUUAUUUCUACAAGUGUUCCUUCCCUUUCUCCUCCAAGUCUCCAUUAAACAAUGUGGACCAGUGAGGAAUCAGUGUUAACUUGGUGAUGUGGCAACAGUUGGUGCUUUAUUGAAGCUUCUGGUUUUCUAUUUCUUGUAAAUGCUUUAAUGUGGAAACUGCUUCAGAUAUUUAAACUGAUUAAUAAUUUGCUUCUGUAAAUUCAAUAAAGGCCAUAAACAGAUUUCAGUUGGAAAUUAUAGCUUUUACUUAUAAACAUUAUUUGCAAACACAUCCAAAUAUUGUGUAAAGAAUUAUUUUUAACAGUCUUACAAUAUAUUAUAGUUUUUAGAUACUAUAGAGAAAAAUAAAUAUAACGUAUUGACCACU